AUGAUUCCCCUCCAUCCUCUACCAAGCUACCGUUCUCCAGGAACCACAUCACAUUUCUCAGCAACAGUAUCAGGUAAGCCAAUUUCUUGUCGUUUAUAAAGGUAGUCAAAACUCAAUUAUUCCAAAACAGAAGAACGACGCAAUAACAUUACAACCGAACUUGAAAAUGGAGUGUACGUUAACACCCCUUUCCCCACAUUUCCCCCGCCCUCCUUCAUCCUCAAGAUCUAUACUCUCCUUUCUCUCACCCACUAACCCCACACAGGUACGACUGUAUAGUCUGCACCGAAUCCCUCUACCCCACCUCAGACAUCUGGGCCUGUCCCUCCUGUUGCAACCUCUUCCACCACGACUGCGUAUCCAAAUGGGCCAAACAACGUCCUCGAGGCGCCUGGCCCUGUCCCACCUGCAAAGCAAUGCAGCCAGAACCCAGCAUGCAUGCGAAAUGUUGGUGUGGGAAGAUGGAGAAAAACUCGCUAAGACUGAAUGGGCUGCAUGAUGGGAACUCAUGCUACCAGGUUUGCGGGAAAAAACACGUACGUGGAUUCGAAGAGGGGACAUGUGAGGAGAUCUGUCAUCCAGGCGCUUGUGGUGAGGUCUUUUAUAGAACCGUUUUGCCCCGAAGACCGAAACCAUAUCGUAAUCAUGGGUCUCGGGGACGGGAGAAUGUUGCUUCUCAGGACCCUGAGAGUCCUUUUGAGAACGGGAAUGAGAAUAUUCAGCAAGAUCGCAACUUGAAUUGGUAUCAACGACUCGCGGAAAGAUGGAGGGAAGACGUGAAUUCUGAUACCGUCCAUUUAGCUGUGACUUGUUUGGUCUUUAUGCUUCUCAUGAUUGGAUUUGAAACAUUAUGGGCUUUUCAGAGGGCAGAAAAAAUGAAUCAACCACUGAGGCACCAGGAAUAUACGGACAGCGACUAUGCGGAGACGGGAGACUUUUUCGCAAAUCUGUUUCUCGGGAUACCGCUUCUUGUUCUUCCGUCUUUCGUCUCGUCCCUCGGCCUUGGGCUUGCGAUGGAUCAUAUCCUUACAAUUCUAUUUCAGUUGAGGCGCAAUUCCAUGAAGAGAUGGAUUUUGAGGGUAGUAUUUUUUCUGUUCACUGCUGGGACUUUGGCUACUUUUAUGGUUUUGUAAGUGCUCUAAAUUUACCCCGUGGGGUACUUGUUUUACACUUUCUACGGCAUACGAUCUAGAAAGGAGUUACUAACAUUUGUCGGGUCGCAGGCAAGUUUUAGUUCCUGAAGUUACUUGGGAAAACCAAUUUAAACAUGGUUGUGAUGGGUUUGAUACUCAUGUUGUCCUCGACCACGUUGUAGGAGAAGGGAGAGCUUCCUGUAAGUACCACAUCUCCUUCAAAAACCUCAUAUCUAGAAUCAAAAAGAAGAAACAACUGACCACCCCUCAAAGACACCAAAAUCUCAGACUCAAUCCAACUCCGCCCCCUCCACCUCGACAACCUACCCCACACCAGUCCAGGACUGAAUACCUUCAACUUCAGCACCCCCCACGACCUAACCAAAUCCAAAGACGCCCCCUUCUCAAACCUCCACAGAAUGCUAGGUCAAACACCGACCCACACUCUAGCAGUUGACUUCGAUCUCCACCACCACACAUGGAGAAUACUCGACCUCUCACCCUCGCAAAUCCAUCCCAUGCCUUCCCUCCAACACACGUCCGUACAAGCAGAUUCCAUGUCCAACGUCCUCAAGAACGGGACCUGGACCCAAACAUCACUAUGGAAUCCCCAUCUGCUUCUGCCUGAACUCAAGCUCUUGAUACCAGCAUUCCGACACUUUUCAAGGAAUAACAAAUACCAGCCUUUCAUGAAGGUGUAUGAUAUUUCUGGGAUGGACAAGGACCGUAUUGAGGAGGUGAAGUGGCGACAGUGGAGCGGGAAGAAUGAGGAGGGUGUUGCGAUGAGGACUCACGCAAACAGUCACUCACCUUCUUCUUCUCUAAGGGUUUGUUAUAAAAGAGGUGAGAUGGAUGGGAAGGCGUUGGGCGAUGACGCCUUGGUUCCUUUGGGACUAAUGGCUGUUAUGAGAAUACAGAGUUCGAAGGAUGUAGAUUAG
Hymenoscyphus albidus is the source of this 2071-nucleotide messenger RNA. Lineage: Eukaryota; Fungi; Ascomycota; Leotiomycetes; Helotiales; Helotiaceae. The record is from the annotation of a GenBank genome assembly.